Molecule: messenger RNA, 303 nt
Organism: Diprion similis
Lineage: Eukaryota; Metazoa; Arthropoda; Insecta; Hymenoptera; Diprionidae
Product: dolichyl-diphosphooligosaccharide--protein glycosyltransferase subunit 4
Exons: 1
Coding region: 1-105 (34 amino acids)
Cellular component (GO): oligosaccharyltransferase complex
Source: RefSeq, a predicted model, not a curated record
AUGAUCACCGACGUCCAGUUAGCAGUUUUCUCGAACAUCCUAGGGGUGACGCUCUUCUUUUUGGUGGUUCUCUUCCACUACAUAAACGCCAACUACUCGAAAUGAUCCGUCGGCGAAAUGGAACGGCGAAGGCUACCAUAACCUCAAACAUGAAAACGCUAGCCGUGAAAAAGUUCACAGCUCGAUGAGCACCGCUCAAGAUCAUUAUUAAAAUUAUCAAUAUCUUUCAUACACAUACAACAUUCUCUUACGCAAUGAAACUCGUGACGAUUCCCGAAUAAAGAAAACUCAUUUCAUAUUUCG